AUGGCUCCUAUCCAAUUUGGCACUCUUCUCUACGACUUCCAGGCGCUCGACGUCAUUGGUCCCAUCGACGUUUUCAAUUCAUGCAGCAAAGAGUACCUGAAAGAGUGCGAGCCCAUGAUGGAAGUCGACGCAGACGCAAUGUCUCGCGCCAAGGAAUUCAAUUUCCACUUCAUCGGUCUCAACCGGGACCCUGUCACCAUCGCCCGCAAACUAUCCUUCCUACCGACAACCACAGUGGAGGAAUGCCCCGAGCUUGACAUACUCCUUCUGGGAGGUCCUGAUCCCAGCACAUUUGAGCUUGAUCCAAAGUACGCAGAGUUCAUUCGACGACAUGUUGCAGCUGGGAAGUUGCUUUUGACUACCUGCACCGGAGCUAUGCUCGCUGCGCAGGCGGGUGUUCUGGAUGGCAAGAAUGCCACUAUCAAUCAUGGUGCCGUUUCCUUCAUGAAGCAGAAGUUUCCCAAUGUCAAAUGGACAGACGAGAAGAAGUGGAUUAUUGAUGGGAAUAUCUGGACUUCUGGCGGUGCUGUUGCUGGAAUGGAUAUGUGUGCGCAAUGGAUUAUUGAGAAUUCUGGGCUUGAUGUGCUUACUUUGGGUUCGUCCCUGUUGGAUUAUGAGCCCCGGGAUAUCGAUGGUAUUCUCAACGUCAUUCCCAAGCGGUUUGAUGAGAAUGGAAAGCAGCUACCCACUCACGUCUUCAAGUAG
Messenger RNA from Fusarium coffeatum, 705 nucleotides. RefSeq lists its product as uncharacterized. The coding region runs from base 1 to 705 and encodes 234 amino acids. The transcript has a single exon. The record is from RefSeq and is a predicted model, not a curated record. Lineage: Eukaryota; Fungi; Ascomycota; Sordariomycetes; Hypocreales; Nectriaceae.